Messenger RNA from Mesorhabditis belari, 372 nucleotides. The record is from the annotation of a GenBank genome assembly. NCBI's taxonomy places the organism in Eukaryota, Metazoa, Nematoda, Chromadorea, Rhabditida, Rhabditidae.
AUGCCGUGUUGUUUGGAAAGUCUCGGCAUUUCGACUUGUUCAAGACUGAAGAAAAGGGGAUUGUGGUUUUAUCACAAAUGCCAUGAGGACGCCGACUUUGCGAUUAUUCAAUGCUGUCACACUUGUAAGACGAAUGUACCGGAGCUUGGUUCAAAACUUUUUGCUAAAGGCUCAAAAAGUUUACAAUGUUUCGAUCGACAUGGACCAGCUUUUUGUCAGAAAUUUUUACAGCCAGAUGAAAUGACGGGUACGUCGAAAUGCUCGGGUGCUAAUGCUUCAUUCGGUUUUCGUUUGUGUCGACGAAGUUGCGGUUUUUGUGAGCCUGAAAUCUAUCAAGAGAAACGACACGAUGGGCAAUGUCCUGUAAUUGGA